GUUCUCUUUUUCUGUCUCAUUCGCAAGAUGGCGGAGGCUGCAAACUGCAUCAUGGAGAAUUUUGUAACCACGCUGGCUAAUGGGAUGAGCCUGCAGACUCCGCUAGAAGAUGUAACUCCCCGCUCCUGGGGACAUUCAGGGGGUAGAGCAGCUCAGGAGGUCUCGUGCACCCAGCCAGAAAGCAGCAAACCAACAGCAGAAGAGAUGACUUCAAAGGAUUACUACUUUGAUUCCUACGCUCAUUUUGGGAUCCAUGAGGAAAUGCUGAAAGAUGAGGUCCGCACACUGACCUACAGAAAUUCCAUGUUUCACAAUCGGCACCUCUUUAAGGACAAAAUAGUCCUGGAUGUUGGCAGUGGCACAGGAAUACUUUGCAUGUUUGCAGCCAAGGCUGGUGCCAAGCGGGUCAUUGGGAUCGAAUGCUCCAGUAUCUCUGAUUAUGCUGUUAAAAUUGUCAAAGCCAACAAACUUGACCAUGUGGUGUCCAUCAUCAAGGGCAAAGUGGAGGAAGUGGAGUUGCCUGUGGAAAAAGUGGACAUCAUUAUCAGUGAGUGGAUGGGCUAUUGUCUCUUCUAUGAGUCAAUGCUCAAUACUGUCAUCUAUGCCCGGGAUAAGUGGUUGACCCCAGAUGGACUUAUUUUUCCAGACCGUGCUACGCUGUACAUCACUGCUAUUGAAGAUCGGCAGUACAAAGAUUACAAGAUCCACUGGUGGGAGAAUGUAUAUGGAUUUGACAUGUCAUGCAUCAAAGACGUGGCAAUCAAAGAGCCUUUGGUGGACGUUGUUGACCCAAAGCAGUUGGUCACUAAUGCCUGUCUCAUCAAGGAGGUAGACAUCUACACAGUGAAGGUGGAGGAUCUCACCUUCACAUCCCCCUUCUGUCUCCAAGUGAAGCGCAAUGACUACAUCCAUGCCUUGGUCGCCUAUUUCAACAUAGAGUUUACCCGAUGCCACAAACGAACUGGAUUCUCUACCAGUCCUGAAUCUCCCUACACCCACUGGAAACAGACAGUCUUUUACAUGGAAGACUAUCUAACAGUGAAGACAGGAGAGGAGAUAUUUGGCACCAUCGGCAUGAAGCCCAACGCCAAGAACAAUCGAGAUCUGGACUUCACCAUUGAUUUGGACUUCAAGGGGCAGUUGUGUGAGCUGUCGUGUUCGACGGAUUACCGGAUGCGUUAGCCCCUUUGUUCCCGCAGAUUUUUUUUCUCCUCCUUCAACAAACCUUGCACCCAGAGCAAAUCCUCUCUGUCAUCCUAUUCCGUUGACGUAUCAUUAAUUCAUUUCAUUGUGUAGUUCCCUAUAGCUGCACUCUGGGCCAGCAAGGAGAGGGUCAGUAUUAGAGGCAAGGGGGAAAUUACCAAGAUUCUCUCCCCCCCCCCCCCAAAUCCCAUUGCCCCUUGUUUUCAAAAGGCUUCCCUUUCCCCAGCUACCAGGAACUGAGGCUGUUAGCACAAUUGAAGACAUGCACGUGGUUUGUCCGUCCGUUUGUUCUGAGGCUUGAGUGCCAACAGCAGGCUUCCAUCAUGGAUUUUUAUUUUUGUUAAAUCAUUGUUGGUCUUCUCUGCCAAACUGUGUUGCCUAAAAAAUUUCUCCCUCCCGGCCCGUUUUUUUCAGUGUAAUACUGUUCCUUGUCACCACCUCUAGUGCAAAUGUUGCUUGAUUUUCGGGGGUACAUACAUCAAUUUGGCGUCCAGUCAGCAGGAUGGGCAUCCCAACAGGUUUUUUUUAAAUCAAGAGGGCACGUGGAGGUAUGGGUGAAAAAGGCAUCUCCAUUUUGUGGGUGUUGUUUUUUCACUGACGGUUUUGUACUUUUCCCUCUUAAAUUUCCUGUUCAGAUCUGUGGAGGGUGAUGGUGUUUUUUUUAAUCCCUUGCCCUUGGAAAGCUGACAUAGUGUGACUUUCAUAACUUAUGGUUUUUAUAUGGUUACAUUCAUGAGGAAAAAAAAUAAAGAAGUUGAAACCA
Molecule: messenger RNA, 1966 nt
Organism: Thamnophis elegans (Western terrestrial garter snake)
Lineage: Eukaryota; Metazoa; Chordata; Lepidosauria; Squamata; Natricidae
Gene: PRMT1
Product: protein arginine methyltransferase 1
Exons: 12
Coding region: 28-1182 (384 amino acids)
Cellular component (GO): nucleus
Molecular function (GO): protein-arginine N-methyltransferase activity
Source: RefSeq, a predicted model, not a curated record